CGACAGCACAGAUCUGGAUGCUAUGGCAAACAGACGUCUGCAGCUUAUCCAGACAACUCAGACGACGAGAAUGGCUUCCCAGUCUCUACGAUGAGCUCUGUUUGGGAAGAAGAAGAAGAAGAAGAAGAUAAAGUUCGGGCAGAGAUAUACCGAGGAUAAGACAAAGGCUAACUCCGCAUCUGCAUCGUCCAGUGUGGGGACACUGUGACAUGUUAUGGGCUGCGGCUGAAUAUCCCUUGUUCCGAAGAGGAGAGAACUGCGACUUGCCGGAAGACUACCGACUACCGACUACUUGUUGAAUCUCGAUCCCGUCGGUCUACUUCUCGUCCUCGCUUCUCACCCUUCCUUUAACGCUGCCCGCUCGUCCUCCAUCAUUCAACACAGCUGCUGUUGCACCUCUCGAACUACUCGUUUCGACAUCAGUUCAUCGACGGGAUGAAUCGUCCUAGCAACAACGCUCAAGCGGUCAAGUUGACUGGCGAAGAAAUAGCAAAGCACAACAAUGCCGACUCAUGUUGGGUCAUCGUCCAUGGUCGUGCCUACGAUGUGACCGAGUUCCUGCCCGAGCAUCCUGGUGGCCCCAAGAUCAUCCUCAAAUAUGCCGGAAAGGACGCCACCGAAGAGUACGAGCCAAUCCACCCUCCCGACACACUUGACAAGUUCCUGGACAAGAGCAAGCAUUUGGGCGAGGUCGACAUGAACACCGUUCAGCAGGAAGCCAAGGAGGAAGAUCCCGAUGAGGCCGAAAGACAAGAGCGGAUCAAGUGUAUGCCUAUUCUCGAGCAAUGCUACAACCUCAUGGACUUCGAGGCCGUCGCAAGGCGUGUAAUGAAGAAAACUGCUUGGGCUUAUUACAGCUCGGGUGCAGAUGACGAGAUCACGAUGCGUGAGAAUCAUAGCGCCUUCCACAAGAUCUGGUUCCGACCGAAGAUCCUCGUUGACGUUGAGAAAGUCGACAUGUCGACGACCAUGCUGGGUACCAAAGUCAGCAUGCCCUUCUACGUGACAGCUACUGCUCUGGGCAAGCUUGGAAACCCUGAAGGCGAGGUCGUCUUGACCCGUGGCGCCAAAAAGCACAAUGUCAUUCAGAUGAUCCCCACCUUGGCUUCGUGCUCUUUCGAUGAGAUUGUGGAUGCUGCCGAGGGUGAUCAAGUCCAGUGGCUCCAACUCUAUGUCAACAAGGACCGCGCAAUUACAAAGCGCAUUAUCGAGCACGCCGAGAAACGCGGCUGCAAGGGUCUUUUUAUCACUGUUGACGCACCUCAACUCGGCCGUCGCGAAAAAGAUAUGCGUUCAAAGUUUUCGGAUGUUGGCAGUAAUGUCCAAAACACUGGCGGAGACAAUGUUGACCGUAGUCAAGGUGCGGCUCGCGCUAUAUCGUCCUUCAUCGACCCAUCGCUUUCGUGGAAGGAUAUUCCAUGGUUCAAGAGUGUCACUAAGAUGCCCAUCCUGCUAAAGGGUGUCCAGAGAGUCGAAGACGUGAUCAGGGCCGUCGCUGCAGGUGUCGAUGGAGUCGUACUUUCCAAUCACGGAGGUCGUCAGUUGGACACUGCACGAUCUGGCAUCGAAGUCCUUGCAGAGACAAUGCCUGAGCUUCGUCGUCUUGGACUUGAGGACAAAAUUGAGGUCUACAUCGAUGGCGGUAUUCGUCGUGCCACCGAUAUCCUCAAAGCCUUGUGUCUUGGCGCAAAGGGCGUCGGUAUCGGUCGCCCCUUCCUGUAUGCCAUGUCGGCAUAUGGUCUACCAGGUGUCGAUCGUGCGAUGCAACUCCUCAAAGAUGAGAUGGAGAUGAACAUGCGUCUGAUUGGCUGCACCAGCGUCGACCAAUUGACACCAGAGCUUUUAGAUGUUAGGAGCUUGCACACCCACACUGCCCCUGUCGCGCCAGAUACACUCAGCGUGGCCGCAUACGACCCUUUGGCAGGACCCAAGGACAGACUGGCUAAGCUUUGAGGCUGUUGUCACCUGUACGUUUAAUCUGUUUAUAUACUGACAUGCAUAACGAAGUUUUGUUUUCCACCAGUCUCCUGUUCAUCGCACUCGUACGCAGUCCGUACUCAUAUCUCUGGAUUCUGCUACCAUCCUUUCCUACAUCAUCAUGCUCUCCGGACGACAGCUCCGGUACGAUACCUGCUUGACCAAGCGAUUCAUAAGACCCGCUGAAUAGCCAUGUUAUGGUAGACCAACGACUAACACCUUGGCCUAAUACCGUCUAGGAGCGGUUGAGAAUCAAAUGCUGCCGCCCUCAACCAAGCGCAAACAACGAACAGAUGUCUUGGGUCAUCGCCUCUCCGGAAACUCAAACUAUCUCAUCACAUGCCCCUACCCUAGCAAGCAGAAAUAGGAGAGAGAAUUGUAGAAUGCCUGAGAAGUGUGCAUUAUCGCGUUUCGGCGAGAUCCGACGUAUUCUGUGUACCAAGACAUCAAACUGAAGUUAAGCUCUCUUGAC
Aureobasidium subglaciale EXF-2481 is the source of this 2449-nucleotide messenger RNA. RefSeq lists its product as uncharacterized. Bases 436 to 1953 code for a protein of 505 amino acids. NCBI's taxonomy places the organism in Eukaryota, Fungi, Ascomycota, Dothideomycetes, Dothideales, Saccotheciaceae. Gene Ontology annotation, biological process: lactate metabolic process. The record is from RefSeq and is a predicted model, not a curated record. Gene Ontology annotation, molecular function: L-lactate dehydrogenase (cytochrome) activity; heme binding. The transcript has 3 exons.